AUGUCUAGUGAUCACGAGCAAACCCUUGUGCGGACGUCGAGAAUCGGCAUCAUCGGUGCUGGAAUCAGCGGCAUCGCGGCUGCUAAGGAGCUCUCGAGCUAUAACCCGAGAGUUUUCGAGGCCACCGGCUCAAUCGGUGGCGUCUGGAAGCACUGCUCUUUCGCUUCCACGAAGCUCCAGACCCCUAGGUGCGACUUCGAGUUCUCGGACUACCCGUGGCCCGAGAGAGACAACGUGAGCUUCCCCUCCCACGUCGAGAUACUGGACUACCUGCAUGGGUAUGCCGCGCACUUCGACGUGCUAAAGUACGUGAAGUACAACUCUAGGGUUGUGGAGAUUCGUUACGUUGGUGAGCAUGCAACGUCAACUUUGCCCCAGCAUGAUCACGGAAUGCUGAGCUCUAGCGAGUAUGGUUCGCUGUUGAAAGGCCAACCCGUUUGGGAAGUUGCCGUGGAGACUGGCCCUUCAGAAACUGUUCAGUGGUAUGCCUUCGAGUUCAUUGUGAUGUGCAUCGGGAAGUAUGGCGACGUGCCAAGAAUGCCGGAUUUCCCCCGGAACAAAGGCCGAGAAGUGUUCCAAGGCGAGGUCUUGCACACCCUGGAUUAUGCGAGGCUCGAUGAAGAUGGCGCAAAGAACCUACUCAGAGGGAAGAAGGUGGCCGUCGUUGGCUACAAAAAAUCCGCCAUCGAUGUUGCCAUGGAGUGUGCGGAGGCCAACCAAGGGCCUGAGGGAAAACCAUGCACAAUGGUGAUAAGGACACUGCACUGGACAGUCCCUUCGUACUGGAUAUGGGGACUCCCAUUCUACCUGUUCUAUUCAACAAGGUCCUCGCAGUUCCUCCAUGAAAAGCCCGACCAAAGCUUGCUCUGGACCCUCUUGUGCCCUCUUCUCUCACCUAUGAGGAGGGCCAUCUCAAAGUUCAUCGAGUCGUACUUGGUGUGGAAGCUGCCGCUGGUGAAGUACGGGCUGAAACCAGACCACCCAUUUGAGGAGGACUAUGCAUCUUGCCAGAUGGCCAUAUUGCCCGAGAACUUCUUCUCGGAGGCUGACAAGGGCAAGAUUCAGUUCAAGAGGGCUUCAUCGAGAUGGGAUUUUUGGAGUGGAGGGAUUGAGUUCGAGGACAGGUCCAAGCUGGAGGCGGAUGUGGUUAUCCUGGCCACUGGUUACGAUGGCAAGCAAAAGCUCCAGUCUCUGUUGCCUGAGCCUUUCAGCAGCUUGGUUGUGGACUCUUCUGGAGUCAUGCCCCUCUACAGAGGCACAAUCCACCCCAUGAUCCCAAACAUGGCCUUCGUGGGAUACAUCGAGAGCGUGUCAAAUCUCCACACAGCAGAGCUGAGGUGCAAGUGGCUGGCUCAGCUGGUCAAUGACAGGUUCAAGCUGCCCACAGUUCAGGCCAUGAUCAGGCAGGUGAGCCAGGAGAUGGAGGUGAUGAAGAGGGCCACCAGGUUCUACAAGAGGCACUGCAUCUCCACCUUCAGUAUCAACCACAGCGACGAGCUCUGCCGAGAGAUGGGCUGGAGCCCAUGGAGGAAGAGCAACUGGCUAUCCGAAGCCUUCGGCCCCUACAGCAGCCAGGACUAUGCAGACCAGACGGUGAACAAGAAGAAUGACUAAGCGAGAGAAGCAAUGGAGGGUUUGUUUUACUAGUGGCGAUUAGGACAGAUGAAUAAGGGCAGAUGAAAAGGGAUUUGGUUUGCUAUAUGACUUUUGUUUUGACCAUUAGAGGUCUCGUGCAUUAUUCUACUAUCUGUGAUAUUUUUCCUAUUAUAUAUGGAAUGUUUCA
This is a messenger RNA of Syzygium oleosum, 1783 nucleotides long. Its product is annotated as probable flavin-containing monooxygenase 1. NCBI's taxonomy places the organism in Eukaryota, Viridiplantae, Streptophyta, Magnoliopsida, Myrtales, Myrtaceae. The record is from RefSeq and is a predicted model, not a curated record. Bases 1 to 1614 code for a protein of 537 amino acids. The transcript is spliced from 5 exons. Gene Ontology annotation, molecular function: NADP binding; flavin adenine dinucleotide binding; N,N-dimethylaniline monooxygenase activity.